This is a messenger RNA of Larimichthys crocea (large yellow croaker), 2122 nucleotides long. RefSeq names its product cholesin (gene chlsn). The record is from RefSeq and is a predicted model, not a curated record. The transcript is spliced from 6 exons. Bases 140 to 823 code for a protein of 227 amino acids. NCBI's taxonomy places the organism in Eukaryota, Metazoa, Chordata, Actinopteri, Sciaenidae.
UCGACCAAUCACAAAACAAGGAGCGACGUCCGUCCAAUCACGCUUCACCUUGCCGAUAUCACUUCCCGGUUGAGCUCCCAUGCUUGUUUUGUGCUCCUGAGCUCCGCACGCUGUUUUCACACUUAAAGUAAAUUACAUCAUGGCCAAAGACAAAUCUUUGAAACCAGACUCAAACCCUUCUAAAAGGAAGAAGUCGAGUACAAACGCAGAAGAAAUGAUGGACACUAAAGUACAAAAGAAAAAGAAAAAGAUGGAAGUGGAAGAGGCUCCGGUACAGAUUCCACAAGUGACAGCAGAUGAUAAAAAACAGAAAAAGGAAAAGAAACGCAAAAAGAAGUGCGUAACAGAGACGACAGAGCAAACCGAGAUUUCAGAUACAGCCCCUGUGCUGGAGGGAGAGGAGGACCUGAGCCCAGAGGAGAAGCGGGUCCUGGAGAGGAAGAUGAAGAAGAUCCUGAAAAAGGAAGAGAAGAAGAGGCUUAAAGCCGAAGGAGAAACUUUGGAGAAAACUGAAGCAUCUGGACCAACUGCACCUCAGCAGGCCUUAGAUUACCUCACCUGCUGGGCUGAAAACCGUGCAGAGUGGAAGUUCCAGAAGACCAGGCAGACGUGGUUACUGCAGCAUAUGUUCGACUCUGAAAAGAUUCCAGAUGAGAAGUUCUCCGUGCUGCUCGAGUACCUGGAGGGGCUGCGUGGAGGAGCCAAAGACACCACAGUGCAGAAGGCCUUAGUUCUGGUUGAAGAGUCUGGACAAGCACCAGAGGACAAAGUUGUCCAGCAGAGGGCGCAAAGAGCCAGAGAAGUUAUCCAGCUCCUCUCCUGAACACCCCAAAGCACAGCAGAUAAAGACUGAAACAUGUUUGUUGAUCAGUGGACCUGGAUUAUUACCCUGGUUUCAAGUUAGGACUAAAAGUUAUUGUUUUAUAUAUAGUUUUUUGGGGCAGUCCUGUGGGACAAAAGGAUGACUUUUGAUUAAAUUGCCAGUAUUAUUCACAUUUUUUUAAUUUAUUGUGUCUAGGUUACUUUCUCUUCUCCAUUUCUUCAGUUUAAUACAUUGUUGCCUGACGGUAAUCAGUCACUAAAGCCAUAUUAUGAAACAUGUUGCAACUUACAUGUUAUUCUUAUUAUAAGUUACACUUAAGAGUAGAGUAGUACCUCAGCUAACAGUGGCAGAUUUUCACUAGUUUUUCCAGCUCCAAAUGUAAAGAAUUCAGAGUCCAGUUUCAGGAUUUAUGGACAGAUUUGAAGACGAUACAGAAAACCGAGAGACUGCUGGAGUUAAGUCUCAGGAAUGUUUGUAGUCAGACAUGUUUGUGCCUGUCAAAGCCCAUAAUCUGAAGUCACUGAUGAGAAUAACUUUUCUCAGCCACUGAAGGUAUAAGCAUAAUAAAUAUGUUUUGGUUCUACAACCAACUCUUCACAGAAACUCCAUGUAUGCCCCACACAGAUGGAUAUCCACUCAUUGUAAUCUUCUCUGUAUCCAAAACAGAUAUACAGUAGGUACAGGAGCAGCUGCCAGUUCAGGCUGCAGGAUCGGGGAGAAUGUAGGCCUCCUGCACUACAAAGGCUCGUGUUUUGACUCUUAACUCAGGUUACAAAGUUUUCAGGAAGGAAACAGAGUCUCUAUAUGUGGGCUGGUAUCAUCACUUCCUGGAUUUAUAAAAAUACACCCAAAUACAGUACACAAUAUUCCAAAUACAUUUUUAAAAUGUUAUGUUUAGCCGAACACAUAAAUAAUAAUGUUUAUUGUUUAAUACUUAAUGUCCUGUCCAUUUUUUUAAAUCCUGUUAUAGCCUUAUAGAUGUUAUAGCCUGUGUUGAUGUUUUCUGAUUCUGAGUGCAUUUUAAUGCAGCAAGUAAGUGGAAAGAGUACCUGUUAUUGUUUUUAGGGACUCAAUUUUGUCUUGUAAAUCAUUUGCAAACCUGCUGAAGAAGAAUCACAUGUUGGGAUGUGAAAUUAUACAUUAAACUUUUUAUCCAUCUCAAAACUUUCCAUUUUCUUUUAAAAACUGUGUUUUAUUUCUCAGUAUGUUGCCUCUGUACAGAAUUUGAUUCAUUACGAUGAUCCUCUCUGAUGGAAAAAGUCCUGGAGAGAGCCGGCUGAGUGUCAAAACUCCUCGAUU